Coregonus clupeaformis (lake whitefish) is the source of this 1720-nucleotide messenger RNA. It is a transcript of the gene cimip4, whose product is annotated as testis-expressed protein 33. The coding region runs from base 204 to 575 and encodes 123 amino acids. Lineage: Eukaryota; Metazoa; Chordata; Actinopteri; Salmoniformes; Salmonidae. The record is from RefSeq and is a predicted model, not a curated record. The transcript has 5 exons.
GUAACUACCUUUUAGGAUAAUUAUGACAUCAUUAUCCAGAUAACGUGUUACUCCUCACGCUUAUUGCACAAUGCGUGGGAAUCAGAAAAAUCUUGAUUUAUUGAGGUAAGGUAGCCGCAGGAUCGCAAAAAUACACAGUGACUGAGGCUCUGAACCGAAGCACAGAUAAUCCUCUUCGCAGCUCUCGUUUGUUAGUCAAGGCAAUGACCUCCACGGGCCAGCCAGAGACAACAGUUGGAGACAAGCCGCAGGUGAGCGUUUUAGCAUGCCCGGAGGUUCCUCCUCUCUUGCUGCCUCACUACACUGACACAGGGUCAGUCUUCGUCCAUCCCCACUGCUCCUACCACAGCCUGGGACACUGUCUGCGCACAAACAUUUUUCCAGGAGCUCCUCUGGUGUGGAAGUCCCUGGUAAAAGAGUCCUACAUCGGUCACCCCUUGCCCGCUCCUCCUACAGACCCCCAGCGUUGGUACGGCCGCAGGACUGAUGACAUGGUGAGAUGGACAGAAAGAAACAUUGUGAACCAGAAGUUGAACAAGGCACUAAAGGCAAUGGAGAACAAGGGGUCUAAAUGAGGCCAUGGUGCAGUGGCCAUUUCACACCCUCACCGCAGCGCCCAUGCACUCUCCACAUCAUUUACACCCCUUUUUACACAUAUAUCUACAUGCAAGCCCUUACAACACCUUUCUGGUACGCUCGCUCACGGUUGCUCAUGCAUGCACGCACACGCACAUGCACACACACACACACCCAUUGCCACAAACUCUCAGAAGUACAAAAACAACCCACGCACUAGCUCCUGACCUCUAAACACAUUCCAACACAUUUUAAUGUAGAUACAAGUUCAUGAUCUCUCUUUUAACACAAUAAAAUCAGAACAGCAUCCCUUAGUUAUCUGAUUUUCUGUGUAUUGUAGGCCUCACUUAUUCUGAGGGGAUGAAUUCUUAGCUGUCAUCAAAAAAUCUACUCAUAUUUGUGAAACCCGCUGAAAGUGAUUGUCGGUUAAACCAGCAACCUAAAAUAGCAUCUAUCGAUAUUCAGAUAAGACGGUAAAAUGUAAAUACAGUUUUCCCAACAAAUGAAGAUUACAUAAACCACAAUUAGGUGGUUACCACAUCAACCAAGGGUUCUUUUGAGGUUGGAAAGUUGUAGUAGCAGCUUUGAAGUUUUCUUCAUGUACAUUUUGAAGUAAUAUUGAAGUAGAUAUUUGCACAAAUCUCAAAUGUACAUGCAAGUAGCUAUAAUCCACCUGACCAUAUUAUCAUUGAAGUUGCUCAAAUGACAAUAAUAAGAAACUGAUGAAAUGAAUGAAACUGGAAAGAAUAAAAAAGCUCAAAGGAUGACAACAGUUGGAGGGGAUUUUUGUCUCGGAUGUCUUUUUACCAUGAACAAGUAGCAGACUAAUGUAAAGUGGCAGCAUCACUGCCGAGGUUUCAACGACAAACCACAGAAACUGUCUUUUUGUCACAACCUCAUCUCUCUCUUUGUUGUCGUGUUUGGUCUAGAGACUAUAGUAAUAUCCAUACUGGGGCUUUAGAGGAUCAAAUAGGUGCUUUUUGAAAUUAUACUGAUUCAACUUACUCACUCAACAACAAGAAAUAAACUGUCAUACUGAGGCCAGUGGAAGGAAUACUGAGAUGUUUGGGUAUAAGUGUCCGUCAUGUUACUCUUACAUAUUUCUUGAUGACUGUGGUGUCAGAUUAGGGAAAUUACCUAUCUA